This is a messenger RNA of Haliotis rufescens (red abalone), 603 nucleotides long. RefSeq lists its product as uncharacterized. The coding region runs from base 1 to 603 and encodes 200 amino acids. The transcript is spliced from 3 exons. The record is from RefSeq and is a predicted model, not a curated record. NCBI's taxonomy places the organism in Eukaryota, Metazoa, Mollusca, Gastropoda, Lepetellida, Haliotidae.
AUGUGUCACUCGGACAGCGGGAAGUGUACAGACGGAUGUACACGUGGCUUCUAUGGUGGACUCUGCCAGCAGACGUGUGGAGUGUGUCUUGAUGGUGUCUGUGAUCAGAAGACUGGCACCUGCACCAUAGGCUGCAACCUGACUGGACGGAAGUGUGAUAGUGACAGCAGCAUUGCUGACCUGAAGAUUGGACUCUCAGCAGCCUUUUCACUUUUUGUAGUGAUCAUCCUGCUGGCCUUAUCACCCGUCUACUGCAAACAUUUAAGAUUUUUUAAACAGCACACAAUACAGGGAAUUAUUCCACAUGAAGCACCACGCCAUGAGGACCAGGUACCCCCGGACUACUGUGAAAUCAGAGACGAAGAUGUGGACAUCGUGUGUGAGCUGCCAGGGAUAAGAGGAGACGACUCGGUAACUGGAGCUGCCCCUGUCAUGCCUGUUCUGGCAGACUGCUUUGUAGCAGACUGUGACAGUUCCGUCAAUGAUGUUGCUGCGGCAGAGGAGUCUCCUGUUGACGAUAACACAUACACUCACCUCGUGCGCCCGGUUGUUGUUGAGUGGCCGGAAACAGUAGUGAACUAUGUACCUCCAAUCGAAGAGUGA